Messenger RNA from Paramecium pentaurelia, 1740 nucleotides. The record is from the annotation of a GenBank genome assembly. NCBI's taxonomy places the organism in Eukaryota, Ciliophora, Oligohymenophorea, Peniculida, Parameciidae.
AUGGAUUAUGAAUCAUUGAAAAAAGUUUUAAGUUCUAAUAACACCUAUAAUGGAGUCAAACAAUAUGUGGAAGCUGUUUAACAGUAAAGAAUGUAAUUAAAUUGACUAUUCUAAGGGACAUUAUGAAGGUAUGUGCUGAUGUAAUAAUCAAUAUCCUCAAUAAUUAACAAGGACCUCAUUAUCCAAAAUUCUUAUGUUUGAAAGUAUAUUAUAAUAUAUAUAUAUAGUUUAUCAAUGAAUUAUUGGAACUACAGGAAUAUGAAUGGAUUGAAUUGACUCAAAAGAAUAUAUUACCUAUUUUAGAAGAAUAUGCAAUGUUUAAAAAAGAGAGUUAAGAUGAUGAACGAGGAAAAUAAUUAUUUCUUUUGUCAUCUACUUCUAAAAAAAAGUAUGAAUAAAUGAAAGAAUUGGAAUAAGUUGGAUAAAUUUUUCAUCGUUAUACAUUAGAGAGUAUAUGGGUAUGGAGCAAAUGGUUUCCAAUUGAUACGGUUGUUGGAAAAUUGAGUUUGUAUAAAAUUGCUUAAGAGAGACUUUCAAUUAUGAAUGUUAAAUUUCCUACUAUUUCCUACUUUACAUUUGAGAAAGUCAUCAAUCAUUAGCAAAUCUAAAGGGUAACUAUAACUAUAAUGAAAUAAGCCACCUAAAGAGUUGUUACAAGAAUGUACUUAAAUUAUUAAGGAACAUAUAUAAGAUGGAUAAAAAACAGAUCUUACUUUAUUUUAAAGUAUUUUAACUAAAACUUAUUAUACUAAUAAAAAACAUAAUUUAUAAUCUAUUAAGACUUAUCCAUAAAUUUGGAAGGAUGCUCUUGAUUUGAUGAAAUAGGGUAAAUUGGGAAUUGAAAUUUCAAAUAAAUUAAAAUCAACUUCAAUAAAUCAAAUGGGAAGAAAAUUUCUAUAAGCUUCUAAAGCUUUGAGCAAAAGCAGAGGAGCAUUUUCAGAUUAAAUAUUUAACUUUACUCAAGUGUUAAGUGAAAAAGAGAAAUUAUUAUCUGAGAUUAAUGCUCAUAUAAUGGAAAAAGAAUAAAUAAAUAAUUAAUUAUAUGAAGAAAAGCAAAAAAAUCAAGAAUUAAAAUAAGAAAUAGAAAGAUUAAAAUAAUAAAUAAAUUAAAAACAAAUCUUAAAUAAUUAAUAGAAUACAAGUCAAUUUAAUUAAAAUAAUACUAUUUCUUAGUAGGAAAGUCUUAAAGAAUAAGAUAAAUUAAUUUAAAAAAGAGACUUAGAAAUUAAAAGAUUAUAAGAAUUAAAUUAGCAUUAUGAAGAUGUUAUUAAAUAAUUAAAAAAUAAUAUUAAUCAUCUUUAAAAUGUACAUGAUUUAAGGGAUAUGGAAGUAUUUAAAUUAUAAUAAUAAAAAAUUAAUUUAGAAUUAAAAUGCGAAGAAGUUUAAAAUUAAUUAAUUACUGCUUAAUAAUAAAUAAAAAGAUAAUGUGAAAAUAUUAAAUAAUUAUAAUAGCAAUUAAAUUAAUUAAAUGAAUAAAGUCUCAUUAAUUAUGAAAAACAAUCAAAUUAAAUUUAAAAGUUAUUGAAUGAUUAUGCAGCAUUAGGAUAGAAUAAUCAAUUAUUAAAAGAUUAAAAUGAAAACCAUAAACUUGAAAUUGAAUUACAUAAAAAUAAAAUAGAAAACUUAAAAGAAUGUCUUUUAAAAUUAUCUAAACAAUAAGAAUAAGUUUAAUAAGUUCCAUCAUUAAAACUUGGCUGUAAUUUAUUUUAUUUAAUUAGAAAUUUCUUAUAAUAAACUUGA